AAGAUCGACGCUUAUUUCAAUACAGACUCACGCGCAGCUAAGCGCGCGCAAAAAGAAACGGUGACGUCACAAAAGUAUUAAAUAUUCGAACUAAGAACGUUGGGUUUCAGUGUGUUGUGUGUUUCAGUGUUGAGUGGUAGCCAGUUGUGAUAAUUAUAAAAAUGAAGCCACUGCUUCCAGUGGUGGCGUUAUGCCUCCUUGCCGCUUGCCACGCUGCUCCCGAGAACAUUGAACAGGUCAAAGAACUGCCACAGAGCAAGGAACCCAUAGUAGAAGCCGAAGAAAGCCAACCCCAGACCAGAACCGAAAGGUGCACAACGUGCGGUGUUGGUGGCAGCUUCAACCUUAAUCUUAAGGCUCCAAAUGUAUUGGCUCAGCUGCAAAAUAUCCCUGGCGCUGAGGUACAUACACAGCAGUCCUUUGAAAGCUGCUCAUCCGACAAAGGAUGCGCAGGAUUGAAAGUCAAGGACGGACGCGUCAUCGAAAGGUUUGGAAAUGCUGACGCUUUCCGAGCGGCAGCCGCGGCCGAUACCGGCAACGAAUUCACUUUCCACGCAGCUGGAAACUUAGCCAAUGUAUUCGAAGGAGGCAUCCCUGGACAGGGACCUUAUUGGUGGAUGAAUGAGAACUCACCUUUCAAAAAUGGCGCAGCUGGUGCUGCUGGCGUUUCUGGUGGAAAUUUCGAGAAGUUCAGCAAGUCGUCGUCCAGCUUCACAAGCUCUGGUAGCGCGGCAGGCUUGGGAGGUGGUGCUGGUGGUCUGGGCGGUGGUGCUGGUGGUCUGGGCGGUGGCGCUGCAGGCGCUGGCACAGGAUCCGGAGCCGCUUUCGGAGCCUCAAUCGAUUUAGCCGCAAACCCCUUCCUCAACGGAGAAUUCUCGAAAAUCGCCGGCGGAUUCGCUGGUGGCCAAGAAGUGAAACCUUCAUCUUUCCAAUCCUCGUCUUUCGAGUCUUCCUCCUUCAGCACUUCAAGCAAAGGUGACCUUGACUUGAGCAAGAACCCAUUCUUAAACGGAGGAUUUAACAAAGCACAAGGAUUCCAAGCUCAAGGAGGCUUUGGUGCCAACAGUGGCGCAUCAGGGGCAACGGGAGCAGGCUCAGGCUUUGGAGCCGGCCAGAACUUCGGAGCCGGUAGUUCUCAGUCAUCGUUUGCGUCAGGAAGCAAAUUUGCGUCUGGAGGAUACACUGGCUCUUCGCCAUCCCCCUUCACAGCCUCCACGGCUGGAGCCAACGUCAACCUGAUCCAGAAUACACAGAAAACGAACGAAUUCGACUUUGAGCAACAACAGCAGACUCAACAGAACAUAGAUGAGGUGUUCCAGGGUACUGGAAACGUCCACGCUCACGAACACAGCGGCGGAGAACUCCAACAGACCUGUGCUGGACAAGGAUACGUCUGUGUUCACAAGGCCCAGUGUAACAAUGGUGUUGUGAACACCAACGGCGCUGGACUCCUGCAGGCGAAAACGAAGAAACAGUACUGCAACACCAAGACAGAAAUCUGCUGCAGGAUUGAGAUCUCCACGUUACAAGGUGCUGGAGGCCUGCAGGGCUCCCUGGGCGUGGGCUCAGCCACCUUCCAGGGCUCAGGCAGCCAAGGCUCAGGCCUCUUCGUCCAAGGAAACCAGGGCUCAGCCCAAGGAAGCGCGAGCUUUGGACAAUCCGGCCAAUCCGGAAGCUCUGGAUCUGGUCUUGCCGGAUCAGGCAUCGCUGGACAAUCGGGACAAUCUGGAUCAUUCGGAUCCACCUCUUCUAGCUUUGGAUCUUCGUCAAGCUUUGAAUCAAGCUCAAGAGGAGUCGGGGCACAAGGAUCAGGGACUCAAGGGUUUGGAGCCCAAGGUAAUGGCGCCCAAGGGUUUGGCGCCCAAGGGGCUAACGCUCAAGGUUUCGGUGCCCAAGGCAACUUUGGCAGCACCACAGGAUCAGGCUUCAACGCCUUCGGAACCGGCGUGAACCGCGGUGUCACCAUCGAAUCCAGUUCCUCCUCAUUCGAAGGAACUCGUGGAACUUCUGGAGGAUUCGAAGGAUCCCGAGGAACUGGCGCUUUCGGCGCUGGUAGCACGAACACGAACAAGUUCGGAGCGUCAGGAACUUUCGGAACUGGAUCUAACUUCGGACCUACUGUUGCUCCUGGAGGAACUGGUUCUACAGUCUACAAACAGACCAGCCAGACAAACUUCAUUGAGACUGAUUCCUUCUCAGCUGGUAGCGAGAACGCGGGAGUCUACCGCCCUGGAAGUACUGGUCUCAAACCUGGUAUUCCCUACCUUCCUCCUGUUGACACCAGCAACAGUGGCUCUUCUAUCAGCUCGACAGUAUUCCCUUCAACCUUCGCGACAACUCCUCGUCCCUUCGUGACUCCUAAGCCCACAUAUCUUCCUCCAGUCUCCACGGCCGCCCCUGGAUACUUGCCUCCCGAGGUUCCAGAGCAGACCAUUAACACUGAGACCAGGGUACCCAAGCCCACAUACACAGAUGGAUCCCUCAUCUUGGACCAAAACAGACCCGGAAACAGGAAGCCCGUAGUCCCCAUUGCCAGUGAAAUCCCCUCUGGAUGUGCUGCUGCUCUGAAGUGCACGCCCAUCGAGUACUGUACCGCUGAGGGUGUCAUCUCGAACACGACUGUCUUGCUGACCAGAGAUCAGGAUGCCUACAGAGUGCCUCUUACGGACUGCAAAGACCUCAGCACAGGUGUUGUGGGCAAGUGCUGCAGAGACCCCUUCUACACCGACCCCUGGCCGACCAACCAGCUGGGCAAGUGGGUGCAAGGAGUUUUCGGAGGCAACGAUGGGAAGUAUACUCCUGACAGCAGGGGCAGUGGAAGCAUCAGUCGCCCAUUGGUCACCGCAAGACCCCCCAAUACUGGAUCUACGUUGUUAAAUAACUUCAGGACACCGAAACCCACACUCCCACCAUUCGGACCCAACCAGGUCACCCCUGGAUUCCCGACAGCUACCGUGUCCCAGUCAGCUUACGGCCAAAAGGGUCAGUUUGAGGUCCGAGGUCAAGGUCAGUUCGGCCAAGGUGGCCAAGGACAGUACUCGCAAGGAGGCCAAGGUCAAAUCGGGGUGGGUGGACAGGGAACCCAAACAAGCUUUGGACAAAGCCAAUACUCUACCAGCCAAUACUCCAGCGGCUCAACCCAACUUGGUGCUAACCAAGGCCAACUUGGCAUCCAGGGACAAGGUCAACUUGUCAGCCAAGGCCAAGGUGCUUUAGUUAACCAAGGACAAGGCGCUCUUGUAAGCAGAGGACAAGGCCAACUUGUCAGCCAGGGCCAAGGCGCUCUUGUCAGUCAAGGCCAAGGCGCUCUUGUUAGCCAGGGCCAAGGCGCUCUUGUCAGCCAGGGUCAAGGUCAAUUGGUCAGCCAAGGACAAGGUCAAUACAGUCAACAAGGACAAGGUCAAUAUUCCCAGGGUGGAAGAGGACAAUUCGCUGUUGGUGGACUGGGCCAAGUUGAGCAGGGUGCCCAAGGACAGUACUCCCAAACGUCUCAGACUCAGAAGGGCUUCGGGCAAGCAGUCAUCUCUGGACAAGGACAAUCAGUUAGUCAAGGUAAGACAAUGUUGUGGAUUCGAACAACUACUGAACUGACUUAA
Messenger RNA from Pectinophora gossypiella (pink bollworm), 3596 nucleotides. Its product is annotated as fibroin heavy chain-like. NCBI's taxonomy places the organism in Eukaryota, Metazoa, Arthropoda, Insecta, Lepidoptera, Gelechiidae. The record is from RefSeq and is a predicted model, not a curated record. The transcript has 8 exons. Bases 162 to 3596 code for a protein of 1144 amino acids.